This is a messenger RNA of Blastomyces gilchristii SLH14081, 1317 nucleotides long. RefSeq names its product phthalate transporter. NCBI's taxonomy places the organism in Eukaryota, Fungi, Ascomycota, Eurotiomycetes, Onygenales, Ajellomycetaceae. Gene Ontology annotation, biological process: transmembrane transport. Gene Ontology annotation, molecular function: transmembrane transporter activity. The coding region runs from base 1 to 1317 and encodes 438 amino acids. Gene Ontology annotation, cellular component: membrane. The transcript has 9 exons. The record is from RefSeq and is a predicted model, not a curated record.
AUGGCCAAGACCACGAUGUCGUCCUCUGACGAGAAGUUGCCUCCAGAUCAGAUCGAAGAUAAAUCCAGGGGAGAGGAAGAGUCUGCCGGAAUGUUCUCAGCCAAAGAAGCCGCUGCCAUUAGGCGUCGGAUAGACUUCAGACUCAUCCCAGCGCUGGGUUUGAUGUACGGCAUCUCCCUCAUGGACCGGAAGAACGUCUCCAACGCCGCCAUCGCGGGCAUGCGAAAGGAUCUCGAUUUGCUACAGGGGUACCGGUACAGCUUGAUCACUCUCACCUUCUUCAUCACAUACGUCAUUUUUCAGCCUCCGAUGACAGUCCUGUGCCGCAAAAUUGGUCCCCGCCUCUUUUUGCCGGGCAUCUUUGAGGUGGCACGGCGGUAUUCGGUCUUCUAUCUGAUUGGGAGUUUUGCAAGUGCACUCUCUGGAAUUGUCGCAUACGGGCUCAUGCAGAUGGAAGGUGUACAAGGAAUCCGGGGCUGGCGCUGGAUUUUUAUCAUGGAGGGUGUGAUUACUGUCGCUAUCGCCCUUGUCGGGUACCUAUUUAUUGUUCGCUUCCCAGAUGCAGAACAAAAGAAGCCGUCGUUCCGCUUCCUGAAGCCAGAAGAAUGCCAAUUCAUUGUCGAGCGUUUGGACAGAGAGCGGGGCGACGUUGAGCCUGAAAAGUUCAACUUGGUCAAAUUCUUGAAACCCGCUGGCGACAUCGAAAUUUGGGGAUUCGCCUUUAUGUUCUUCUGUAUUACGACUGUCACCUAUUCAUUUUCGUUUUUCCUCCCGAUCAUCCUCAAAGAUAACCUAGGAUUUUCCAUGGCUGCCUCUCAAUGUCUGAUUGCACCACCAUACGCAUUUUCCGCAAUUUUAAUGUUUACAACAGCAUGGUUCGCGGACCGCCUUAGACUCCGAGCGCCUUUCAUUGUAUUCAACAGUGUGCUCUCGCUGAUCGGCUUGCCGAUCAUGGGAUUCCAUUAUAACCCCUCUGUGAGAUACUUUGGUGUUUUCAUUGGUGUUGCAGGUGCCAAUGCCAAUGUUCCGCUUGUGAUGGCAUACCAGGCCAACAAUAUCAGAGGACAAUGGAAGCGCGCGUUCUGCUCAGCGACCUUGACCGGCUUUGGAGGAAUUGGAGGAAUCGCAGGAAGUCUUGUUUUCCGCACGCAGGAUAAACCAUCAUACACCCCUGGAAUCAUUGCUACAAUGGCUGCUUGCGCCUGCGUCGCCAUCACAAUUUGCCUCAUGACUGUGUACUUCAAGUGGCAAAAUGCCAAAGCAGAUAGAGGGGAAAAGAUCCUCGUCGACGACCCAGACUUCAGAUACACUCUGUAA